Penicillium taxi is the source of this 273-nucleotide messenger RNA. Its product is annotated as guanine nucleotide-binding protein subunit gamma. The transcript is spliced from 3 exons. Bases 1 to 273 code for a protein of 90 amino acids. Gene Ontology annotation, molecular function: G-protein beta-subunit binding. Gene Ontology annotation, cellular component: heterotrimeric G-protein complex. Lineage: Eukaryota; Fungi; Ascomycota; Eurotiomycetes; Eurotiales; Aspergillaceae. Gene Ontology annotation, biological process: G protein-coupled receptor signaling pathway. The record is from RefSeq and is a predicted model, not a curated record.
AUGCCUAAUUAUGAACUUCGGUCUGGUGGUGAUGUCAAGAACAAGAAGCAGAGUGUCGCUGAUCUGAAGUAUCGUCGUUUGACUGAACUCAAUGCUCGUCUGAAGGAAGACCUUGACCGUCCACGUGUGAAGGUUUCCGAGGCUGCUCUUUCUCUCAUCAACUACUGCAGCAACACUCGCGACUUCAUGGUGCCGGCCGUAUGGGGAAAUGUUGACAAGCGUGAGGACCCCUAUGCUCCUCAGCAACAGAGCGGCUGCUGCACGGUCAUGUAA